ACCUCCAAUUAUGUAUCUGCCCGUUAAGGCUGACCGGACCAGGAACAAAGCGGGGCCUGUCAAUUGAAUCGACGCGGUAUCAAAGAGAACAAACAUUAAACCUUUGCAGAUGCACGCGCUGUAAAUACAGCAAAUGCAGCAAAUACAGCGCCAAUUUUCGUUAACAACGCUGCGCUAGUGGUCGGGUGCUUUCCUUUCUCCCUCGCCGCUGAGACUCGUCUUCGAAUUUUCUACCGAUCUUUUCCAGAACACCCUUUUUUCUUAGCAAAUAACAUUGAUCAUUUAACUUAAUCUCCGAGACACAUUUUCUAUUAUCAUUAUUCUAGGUUGCAUCGGUUCAACCUUGAAUUAUAUGCAAUGACAGGUCUACAGGAAGAGAAAAAGCUGCCGUUCAAACGCACGGUAAAGCGCAAAUCGAACGAAGUCACCGACGACGAUGGCCUUUCUCUCUUCAGUCGUUCUGGUGAAUUCUUCGAGGAACAACAAAGAUUAGCGAAAGAAAAAUUGGAGAAAGAAAAGGCCGAGAAGGCUAAGAAGGAUGCUAAGAAGGAACAGGAGCGCAAGGAACGAUUGGCUCGAGAACGUCAAGCCGAGGAGGAUGCAUUGAACGAACAACUCGAGAGUGAAUCCGCAAAUAAACGCCGACGCAUCUCCCUAUCCGACGACGACGACGACGACGUUUUCGGAUUUCAAUCCUCAAGACAUUUAAAGUCACCUUCGCUACCAAAGACACCAACUUCUAAGCGCGAGAGUUCUAAUGCGACGAGUACGAGAAACUCCGGAGGCCGCCCCACGCGUUCCCGACCACGUCGCAUCGCAACACCAAUCAAUUUAGACGAUGAAGAUGAUGAUGAACCUAUUGCAUUCGACUCCCCAUCCAACCGAUUAAGUCCCCAAAAGUCUCCCACACUCAAAAGAUCUCGUACUAAGCGUUCGAGCGAGUCCAUCGGCAAGGAUGUAAUCGCGCUUGAUGAUAGUGGCACUCAGCCGGAUACAGGUGAAGAUUCAAAAACAGACAAAGAAGAUGAUGUUUCCGAAUACUACGUCAGACAAGCGAUCGAACGAAGGCGAAAAGCCGAGGAGGAACGCAAGACUAGAGAGGGCAGUGGCGGCAAGAUCGAUGACGAUCCUGUUGUGCAAAUAUUGAUUUAUUCACAUGUGCAGGGCACUCAUACACUACUUUUCCGCCGCAAGAUUUCCCAAGGGCUCAAUGUGGUGUAUCGGACAUGGGUUGAGCAGCAGAUAGCUAAGCAUAGUGGCCAAACUCGCUCUGUUCUAGAGACCAUGUUCUUCACCUGGAAGGGGAAUAAAGUGUAUCCGCACACUACUCUCCAAACCCUUGGUAUUCGAGCGGAGCGCGAUGGUGGUCUAUAUCCAGAUUGGAAGGGGGAACAGGAGGGGUACAAAGGACGGGACAAGGUGUUCUUCGAGGCAUGGACGCAGGAGUUGUAUGACGAGUACCUAAAGGAGAAAGAGAAAGAACGUCUACGCCAAAAUGGCGAGCUAUCGGAUGAGGAAGAACCCGAUCUAAAGAAGGAGCCAGAACAGCCGCAGGAUUCGCAGGAAGGCAAGAAGGUUCGCAUUUCAUUCAAGGCCAAGGAUGGUCAAAAUUCGAUAAAGGCAACAGUGCGCUCGAAUACUACAGCCUUCUCGUUAAUCAAAUUGUACCAAAAACUAGCAAAGAUCCCCGAGGACAAGAUUAUCGAACUUAGGUGGGACGGUGAGGUCCUCGAGCCGGAUACGACAAUCGAACAGGCGGAAAUUGAGGACUUGGAUUCAGUCGAAGUCUACAUCAAAUGAGCCAGAGGGUAAAAUAGCAAUUUUUGGGUGUCUGGGGUUAGGGAGGGAAAGCGUGUCGGGUUUUCAGGGCUCAAAAAGGCCAGGCGAAACAUGCUGAAUGAUUUACGAAUGCACCACACGAGACAUAUAGUACAUAUUCAUGAUACCCCUAAUAUUCACGUUAGAGUUAAACACAUUUCCCAAGACUGCUUCUCAUGUCUCGUAAUCUACCUAUGAAAUGCAAGGCGACCUAAGU
Hypoxylon trugodes is the source of this 2035-nucleotide messenger RNA. RefSeq lists its product as uncharacterized. Gene Ontology annotation, molecular function: protein binding. Lineage: Eukaryota; Fungi; Ascomycota; Sordariomycetes; Xylariales; Hypoxylaceae. The coding region runs from base 358 to 1800 and encodes 480 amino acids. The record is from RefSeq and is a predicted model, not a curated record. The transcript has a single exon.